Molecule: messenger RNA, 3232 nt
Organism: Carassius gibelio (silver crucian carp)
Lineage: Eukaryota; Metazoa; Chordata; Actinopteri; Cypriniformes; Cyprinidae
Product: anoctamin-10
Exons: 14
Coding region: 761-2701 (646 amino acids)
Biological process (GO): chloride transmembrane transport
Cellular component (GO): plasma membrane
Molecular function (GO): chloride channel activity
Source: RefSeq, a predicted model, not a curated record
AGAAGAAGGACUGACUUCCAGUGUUGCCAACUUAGCGACUUUGUCGCUAGAUUUAGCGACUUUUCAGACCCCCAUAGCGACUUUUUUCCAAAAAAGCGACUAGCGACAAAUCUGGCGACUUUUUUUGACAGACCUUAUUUAGUCUCUGAGACUCUCCGGUACUGCCGCACGAGCUCUCUCUCUCUCGCUCUCUCUCUCUCCCAGCGUGCGCACACGCCUCUCUCUCUCUGCAUCUGCUUCUGCUAUGUUCAGCGAGCAGAGAGAAGCAGCACUUUCAGUUAAAAAAAUAUAUUCUGUUGCUUCUAACUCUAUUUUACAUAAAAAUUUUGCCGAAAUCACAGUACAAUCAUUAUCUUAAUCUUAUGUGUAUGUGAUUUCAUUAGACAAUGUCGUGAAUAGGAUUUUAGUGCAGAGAUUAACAUCUUUGAGAGCUGGUUAUGUAUUCUUAAUGGACCGCGUUUCAGUCAUUAUAAUAUUAAUUCCGUUGUCGGACAACAGAAACAUUAAAAUAUAAUAAUAAAAAACUUUUAUUGAGAAUUUUGGCUGCCUUAAAACGCAGUACGUGAGCAUAGAAAGGGCAAGAUAAUAUGACGCACUUACGUCAUGAAUAUGCUAAUUAGCAUAUGACGUCAUCUAGCGACAUUUAGCGACUUUUCAGGCAGGGUUUAGCUACUUUCCAUUGAAAGAAGUUGGCAACACUGCUGACUUCUGUUUCGCUUUCCGGACAGCUGAUCGCAAGUGCUACACUGGACCAGGAAAAAUGCAACUAGGUUUGUCGGUUUCUGACAGUGAUGUCUCUUCGUUCACCCCUCUGGUGGUCCUGGAGCUUGCUGAUGACACUAAAGCAGAGGCCAUCACUUGGUUUCUAAGCAGGAUCAGAGACAAGCAGCACAAUGGAGGAGCAGAAUUGUUGGUGGAUCAGCUCCUGUUUCCAGCUCAGGAUGGACAGAAGUCUAAUCCAAAUGUCUUUGUGGUGGGCUCCACAUUGCAGAGGCUCUUAAAAGGAGCUGAGGAUGUAGGGUUAUUUAAGGAAUUUCAAGAUGGGAUAAUGCGAGGGUUCACUUAUGCCAACAGAGAAAGCUUCAAAGACUUUUAUGGAGAUGGUGAAGGAUUUCUCAGUGAUGCCGAGUGUCAAUACAUCAUCAAACAUGAGUUAGACACACUUAGGGCUAAGAAUGAAGAGCAUGUUCCUGGAUACCCUAAGGUUAAACUCUACCCUGGAAAAUCUGUUGUGCGGAGGUUGCAGUCUAAAGGUAUCCUAGUCCAGUAUUUUCCUCUCCAUAACAAAGAAUACCUUAAAAGGCUCUCGUUCUCAUGGUACAAAAAGAUCAAAUUGUCCUUCCAGCCACUAGAUGACAUUAGACAUUAUUUUGGUGAGGGUCUGGCGCUCUACUUUGGAUUUCUGGAAUAUUUCACCUUUGCCUUGGUGCCCAUGGCCCUCAUUGGGAUCUCUUACUACCUCUUUGACUGGGAGGACUACGACAAGUAUGUGCUGUUUGCUGUCUUGAACCUGGUUUGGUCUACCGUAUUCUUGGAAUUGUGGAAGAGAUGCAGCUCGACGUUAGCAUACGAGUGGGGAACUCUGAGCCGCAAAAAAGCAUUUGAAGAACCGAGGGCUGGAUUCCAUGGAGCUCUGGGGUUUAAUCCAGUCACGGGCCGAGAGGAACCAGUCUACCCUAGCUUAAAGCGGCAGUUAAGGAUAUAUUUGGUGUCGGUUCCGUUUGUUCUGCUAUGCCUGUAUCUGUCCUUUUACGUGAUGAUGGUUUACUUUGACAUGGAGAACUGGGCCAUAAGCAUAUACAAUGAAAAUCCAAACUUUGCGAACGGCAUUCUGCUGUUUGUACCUAGUAUCAUCUAUGCUGUGGUCAUCGAGAUCAUGAACUUACUGUAUCGCUAUGCGGCAGAGUUUCUCACAAACUGGGAAAACCAUAGACUGGAGUCAUCAUUUCAAAAUCACCUUGUGCUCAAGGUUUUGGUGUUUAACUUUGUAAACUGCUUUGCCUCUCUCUUCUAUAUUGCCUUUGUCAUGCAAGAUAUGGUGCUUUUGAGACAGAGUUUGGCCACGCUGCUCAUCACCUCUCAAAUCCUGAAUCAAGUGAUGGAGGCCUUUCUGCCAUACUGGCUACAGAGGAGGAGGAACAAGAAAGUCCAUAAGAGGAUGAGGAGAGUGAUGGGUGAUAAAGAGCUCCCCCUGCUGGAACAAGUUCAGCUGGAGACUGAAAUGAACACCUAUCUGGGCACAUUUGACGACUACCUGGAGCAGUUCCUGCUGUUCGGCUAUGUGAGUCUGUUCUCCUGUGUGUAUCCGCUGGCUGCUGUGUUGGUGGUGCUGAACAACAUCACUGAGGUUUAUUCUGACGCCUUCAAGAUGUGCCAUGUUUUCAAGCGUCCCUUCUCAGAACCAGCAGCGAACAUCGGGGUGUGGCAGUUGGCAUUUGAGACAAUGAGCAUUAUCGCCGUGGUGACCAACUGUGCUUUGAUUGGUUUGUCUUCACAAGUGAAAGCACACUUCCCUGAAUCAGAGUCUCAGAUGAUCCUCAUUGUGGUGGCUAUAGAGCAUGUUAUCCUUGCCUUCAAAUUCAUCCUGGCAUUCGUGAUUCCAGAUGUCCCUAAAGAUAUCGAAGUCAAACUAGCCAAGCUGGAGUUUGACUCCCUAGGAGCUCUUAAGAAAAAGAAAAUAUUGGAAGCUGUGGAGACCUGAAAUACGUGGAAUAAAUGAAGGGUGAUGGCUACAACACAACGAAAAUACUCCAGAUGUACACAUACUGUAAACGAUCGAUUAUUAUAUUUAACUGAUUUUGACUUUAAAUAUGCACUCCUUGUUACUUACAAAAUGGCUUAUUGAUGCUGUACACUUCUGAAUUACAGGGUUUUAUGUUUUUUUCCGUUAUAGGAGUUGCACAAAUUGUUUAUUUCUCUAUAUGUCAAUAAAACUGUUACUUGUAUAAUGAGAGAAGUGUAAAUGGGAAUCCAGUUGGUGCAUGUCUGAUGGGGUCAGUUGAGAUUUUAUAUAUAUAUAUAUAAAAUUGACAUUUCUUUGAGCUAUUGAAAUCGUCUGUUUUCAAUAACUCCAAGUUCUACCAAAGAUAGAGCAGUGCCUUUAAACAUCAUUGUACUAUGAUUAACUGUUAUGGAUUUUGUUUACAGAUGCCAGGCCACUUCACUCUGUGCUGUACUUGAAGUAUAUUCAAUAUUCUCUGCCUGACAAUAAACAUUUUAAAUAAUCAGAUAA